GGACGUGAGCGGUGGCGCCCAGAUUUCCUUCAGUAACGUAUAUCCCUUCAGUAACAGGCGAUUUUUGCCUGUAGGGUCGCUUCUCCGAUAUUCUGUUCAUGGCUGCGAUAAAGGCCAUAAACUCCAAGGCUGAGGUGGCACGGGCUCAGGCGGCCUUGGCCGUCAAUAUAUGCGCCGCCCGAGGGCUGCAGGAUGUGUUGCGGACCAACUUGGGUCCCAAGGGCACCAUGAAAAUGCUUGUUUCUGGUGCAGGAGAUGUCAAACUCACCAAAGAUGGCAAUGUGCUGCUCCAUGAGAUGCAAAUUCAACACCCAACAGCUUCCUUGAUAGCAAAAGUAGCGACAGCCCAGGAUGACAUUACAGGAGAUGGUACUACUUCAAAUGUUCUAAUCAUUGGAGAGUUACUAAAACAAGCUGAUCUUUAUAUUUCUGAGGGCCUGCACCCUAGAAUAAUAGCUGAAGGCUUUGAAAUUGCAAAAAGAAAGGCACUUGAAGUUUUGGAACAAGUUAAAAUUAAAAAAGAGAUGAAAAGAGAAAUCCUUUUAGAUGUGGCUAGAACAUCUCUACAAACUAAGGUUCAUCCUCAACUGGCUGAUGUGUUAACAGAGGCUGUUGUGGAUUCUGUUUUGGCAAUUAGGAGACCGAAUUAUCCUAUUGAUCUCUUCAUGGUAGAAAUCAUGGAGAUGAAGUAUAAAUCGGAAACAGAUACAAAGUUGAUCAAAGGGUUAGUUCUGGAUCAUGGUGCCCGUCAUCCAGAUAUGAAGAAACGAGUAGAUGAUGCAUUUAUCCUUACCUGUAAUGUAUCACUAGAAUAUGAAAAAACUGAGGUGAGCUCUGGUUUCUUUUAUAAAACUGCAGAAGAGAAAGAAAAAUUGGUAAAAGCAGAAAGAAAAUUUAUUGAAGACAGAGUACAAAAAAUAAUAGACUUGAAAGACAAAGUCUGUGCUCAGUCUAAUAAAGGAUUUGUUGUCAUUAAUCAAAAGGGAAUUGAUCCAUUUUCCUUAGAUGCUCUUGCAAAACAUGGCAUUUUAGCUCUUCGUAGAGCAAAAAGAAGAAACAUGGAAAGACUCUCUCUUGCUUGUGGUGGAGUGGCUGUGAAUUCUGUUGAAGACCUCAGUAUAGAUUGCUUGGGACAUGCUGGUCUUGUAUAUGAGUAUACAUUAGGUGAGGAAAAGUACACUUUUAUUGAGGACUGCAUUAACCCUCGCUCUGUCACCUUGUUGGUUAAGGGACCAAAUAAGCAUACUCUCACACAAAUCAAGGAUGCUGUAAGGGAUGGACUUCGUGCCAUCAAAAAUGCCAUUGAAGAUGGUUGUGUUGUUCCAGGAGCAGGUGCCGUUGAAGUGGCAAUAGCUGAAGCUCUAGUUGCAUACAAGCACACGAUACAAGGAAGAGCUCGUCUCGGAGUCCAAGCUUUUGCUGAUGCUUUACUCAUUAUCCCUAAGGUUCUUGCUCAGAAUUCUGGUUAUGACCUGCAGGAAACACUAGUAAAAGUUCAGGCUGAGCAUUCAGAUUCAAAACAACCUGUUGGCAUAGAUCUGAACACAGGUGAGCCAAUGGUAGCAGCAGAUGCAGGAGUGUGGGAUAACUAUUGUGUGAAAAAACAACUUCUUCACUCUUGCACUGUGAUUGCCACCAAUAUUCUCCUGGUUGACGAAAUUAUGCGAGCUGGUAUGUCUUCUCUCAAAGGGUGACUGAGUUCAGAAUCAACUCUUCUAGAAGCUGAGACUUAGCACAUCUUACAUCCAAUUCCCAUUAUGGAGCCUGAGCCAUUCUUAAUUUUUACACAAUAAAUGCAGUUUAUAUUUGUU
Capra hircus (goat) is the source of this 1811-nucleotide messenger RNA. It is a transcript of the gene CCT6B, whose product is annotated as chaperonin containing TCP1 subunit 6B. Gene Ontology annotation, cellular component: chaperonin-containing T-complex. The transcript is spliced from 14 exons. Lineage: Eukaryota; Metazoa; Chordata; Mammalia; Artiodactyla; Bovidae. Bases 99 to 1694 code for a protein of 531 amino acids. Gene Ontology annotation, biological process: protein folding. Gene Ontology annotation, molecular function: ATP-dependent protein folding chaperone; ATP hydrolysis activity; ATP binding. The record is from RefSeq and is a predicted model, not a curated record.